UACUCCAUAUUUAGAUUGAGAUAUUUUCAGCCCGGAGUACCCCUUUAAGGGCAUAUUAAAUGGUUUAUAUUGCUAUUAUCAUGGAGUAAUAUAUAUGCAUGUGUAUUUGGAUGUAACCCAGAGUUGAACAUUAACAAACUUCCUUGCUGACGCAACAUCAAUCAAAUGAUAAAACAGUCCGAUUGUGAUUUACAAAAUCGAAAAUAGCUUCAGCUCCAUGGAUACCUCUUCAUGUGACAUGAAUGUACUAUGACGUCAAAUGUGGUUACCUGGUCAUGUUAACAACCACAUGUAACUCCCAGGGGAUAGAUUGAUGAUUAUCAAAAGGCUGUCAAUUGUCUAAAGAGAGUCCUCGUACCCCGAAAGUCUGUAAUCGAGAAUAAAACGCGAAAAUCUCUUGAAGUAUCCUGAUUGAUGAUCUUACAAAUGGCCAGCUUUUUAUCCCGAAGGCUCUUCUUUCAUUUUGUUAGGAAAACCCCACUUUCACUCUCAUUCAUAGGCCACUUUUAUUAAGGAGUUACUUAGGAUAAAUUACAAGUGCUUGGUACAGGAAAGGAACAAAGUGGUCACCGACAUAAAAUGUAUUGAUGGUUAGGGCUGUUGUCGUUUUUGCAUAAAAAGCUUUUAAAGAAAGUAGAGCAUUUCUUCGAAAUUCAAAUCACCAAUUAUUGUUUGUAUUUUAAUAAAACAUUUAUACAAAUGCUGAAUGAGGUGGAAUAUCGUAGCUUGCUCCUAUAACUUUUACCAGGAUACAAAAGAUUCAUCUAAAGUGGGCUUUGGAUUGGCAUACCAAAUUAACUCCAGCUUUGCACAUCCAGGGAUCGCAUUUGAACUUGUUUCGGUUUUCAUUCCAACCAUAUUGACUCCACAGACAUCACCCUAGGAACCCAGUUUCAAAGUACAGGGCCCAGCAUGUUCCUUAAAUCGAAACCACUUUGUUUGUGCAGUAUGAGAGGGAAUACAUACCGAUGGGGAUAUUGUCAUGAUUGUGAUGGUGUUGAAUGGUUAGCAUGUAGACAAUUGUUGUUCUUUGUGAAAACGCGAUGAAAAAUGAAUUAUUCAAUUAUCCAAGGUCGACUGGUUGCUUGCAAUCAAAGCAACAAGUGGGAUAGUCGAGGGGAAUAGAGUUUCUAGCUAAAGAGUGUAUAUUCUUGCAGUAGCCAGAUCCAUAGCUUAACAUGACAGGCCUGUACUGUAUGAACCUCUAUUAUAAUUGUGAGCAGACUUAAGGAGCUUCUCAAAAAGUUGCGUGUUUCUAAAUGACUGGUAAGGAUUUUAUUAAAAGAAUCGUUAACAUUGAAAAAACAAUUGAGUAAUCGUUUUCAAUAUCGUCUCUUUUAGAUCAUAUAACUUUAUGUGGCUGUCUUGGAAUGAUACCAAUUUUAAAAAGAUGAAAAGGGUAAUGUGAUGCAAUGGUUGUUGAUAACUAUGUUGACACGAUUUUCUGCAGAUUCCACAAUUAUUUUUGGGGUGGGUUAUACCUGCCUCCCAUCUUUCUACAUCCAAUCCCCUCUGCAUUUAAGGUGAAUUUUAUUUUAACUUUCCCCUAUGAUUUAAAUAGUACAUUUUCUGAUUAAGUCCGGCCGUGAUGAAGUUGUGGAAACGUUUCGUCCACAAAAAUUAAUGUACUUUUUUGUCACCUCCUCAUCAUGCUCCGUCCGUUGCUGAGCAAAAAUCAUACACCCGUCCGAGGACUGAUACAAAUACUGGCACAUCCAUUUGCUUCUGAACCCUGAAUACAAGACCAACUAUCACCCCAACCCCAUAAUGUGAUCACUAGCAAAUACCUAUUUAUUGGGGGCAGUUGCCCAUCUCUAAACAAUUUCGUGGGUGUCGCCGAAUUAUUUUAUCUCCUUACACUGCUAUUGUUAUAAAUUGUUCCAGGGUUUUGUGUUAUAUGGCAGAGAAAUACUGCCUAUAGGGGGCUAUAUAUCUGGUCAUUGCAGAUUGUAAGUCUAUUUGGUAAUUAAACAUGGAUUUAUAUUAAUCGUGGUGACCGUGAAAAUUUUUGUCGAAAGAGAAGGGGUUCGAUGACAUAAACCAUUUUUUCCUCUCUUUAAGGUUUACCAUAACGAUAGUUCACAAACGUUUUUAAACGAAUAUUGAUAUCAGAAAAAUUGAUUUAAGUCAAUAAGUGAUCAAACUGAUAUCCAACUGGGUUGGUUUUUAUUUUAUUUCGUCUACCCACGACGUUUGGAAUGCAAGAACAUGGUGAUUAGUCCAUGUAAAUAUCAAGCCUGUUAUACCAGUUAAUUAUUAACCAAUUUGGCAAUACCAACCCGCAGUAGGUGGAAUGGUCUUUGACGUCUGGUUGCUGUGUUCCUACGGCUUAAAGUUUUUUCAUUUCAUUUCACUUUAGUGAAAUAAAUAUUUUAUUUAUGAGUACACGUUCUUGUAUUUUCAUAAUACAUUUAUAAGAAAUAGAUUUAUUCAAAGAGGUUGUCAAAUAAAGUAUUAUAUAAUUUUCUUAAAAGAAAUAUAAUUCUUCACAAUCGACGUCACGACGAUAGUUUUCAUUUGUAUCGACAAGACUGUUUUACUUAUAAUUUUGGUUUUAACAAAAUUUAUUUUAUGAUGUAAUUAUUUAAAAACUGAUAUAUUUUCAACAAUCACACCACUGAGCUAGGUGCUAUGAGCGAAACGGUUUCAAACGAUGUGUGAUAAAUAAUCCGCAUUUUUUAUCAAUUAGAAAAAAUGAUUUGAAAUUUCAUUUUUAAUUUAUAAUUUCAUACUAAAUCAGGCUGAUAUUAAGUUUAAUUUCAUAUAAAGAUUGUAGACCUCGUCGUAGUGCAAUUAAUACUACGAUUAAAAGAUAUUAAAUCAAUAAUGGUAAUAUCACCUGAGUUGCAUUGUGUUCGCCAGUUGGAACACAACACUCCACGAACGACCUUCCUUAGUUUAUUUUGAUUUAUUUAACUAAGUUAACUUUGGUCAAAACUUCAGGAGAACCUUUCGUGAGCGAGCAAAUGACAUUAAUAUCUGACCAACUUCACCCAUUACAUCUAAGCUGCUUGGUGCAUAGACAGUUAACAAACACUGGAACUCUAAGGUCUGGGUGAUAUGGAUGUUAUAAUGUCUUUACUAAUUGGGACUAGGAUGCUAAUUGGUGUCAAGAAUUAAAGGAGAUAAGGGAUGGAUGCAUUGACGAUGGAUGAGGGUCUAGAUUGCAGUAUGGCAGCCGAGGGUGCCGAGGAAGAGGAAAAAUCGACCGUCGAACAAUUGGCAUCCAUCAUGUUUGUAUUGAGCAAUUUAUUCCCCGGACUGGUUCUUGGUGUCGUAUAUAAUCGUGUACGAGCGCUCGAAGCCGACAAUGAAGACGGUGAUUACGACGACGUCGAUGACAGUGACGAGAAGGAUGAUGAAUACAGUAAUAAUAAUUCCACUGAAAAAGAGGGGUCUGACGAGGACGAACUCGGCACAGACAUCGACAAUCCCGAGGGGUCGCCAGCAAAGAAAGUUGGCCGACAUCAAACGAACUCAAGUGAAGGUCCAGGUGACAGUGAAGUCAGUCCGACGACCGAAAACUCCACAUCGUCACAACCUAGACCAGAGACGACAAACCAAGCAGAAAGAGGAAAACGAUCUGUUAUUGAGAGCGACGGCGAGAGUACUCAGAGCAGCGUAGACGACUUCGCCGAUGCCAUGGAUACCGUGGAACAUCAAGUUGAAAAUCCGAGCAGCGAUAGAUUGAAUGGUGGACCAGGUGAUGGGUCACGUGAUAUAAACAUGGAGGAAGAUGAGAAGCAUCAGGACCAGGAUCGUGAAUUAAUGGACCAAGCGAUAGACGAUGCCUUCCUCAUAUUAGACGAUGAUGGGAGUGAGAUGUUGAACGGCGAGGCUAAAAAACGAGAGUAUGCUGAUCAAGCGAUUGAGGAUAUGAAUCUUCCGGAGGAUGCGUCAGCCAGUAGUGGGGUUGAUAGUAAUUCUGAUUUUGUGUUAGACGAAGCCUUAGAAGAUGCCUAUGCUAAAUUAGAUAUGCAAGACCAGGAUAAACCAUCUCUGGAUUAUGAGGAAGACAUAAUUGAUAAAACUGAAUCUCCCCCUCAGGUACUAGUAAGUGAUGAAGUGAAUCUGAGUUUAACAAAACCGGAAGAACUGACUCCUGAAUCUCCAGCGGUCCCAGAGAGCAAGGAUGAUAGCCAGGAGACACUUGAUCAACCGGAAGCUGUGGAAUCUGUUGACAAAGACAUCACCACUGUUCAAACCUCUGUGGAAUAUAUUGUGGUUGAAUCGAACGACGUACCGAAUGCUCCAGUGGUUAAGAACGCUAUCGAUGACGACGUCGUGGAAGACGGGUCCGAUGACACCACAACUUCAAGCGAUGCUGAUACGGUGAAGGAUGCAGGAGGCGACAUCAAGGCAAGGGAGAACGAGCUGGACAAGGAUGAAAUGACUAAGGUUUUAAAUGUGGUUGCUGAUCUCAUCUCAGAUGAAAUGGUGAAGGAAAUAAUGGGUGACAUUUAUUCGGAAGGAAAGCAUGAUUCGAGCAAUGAAAAUCAACAAGAAAUUGCGAAUGUAGUUGCUGAUGCUAUUGCAAAUGACAUGGUCAAUGAUGCAGAGAGAAAUAUUGCAGUGGCGGAGCAGAAAUUGGAUAGCAAUGAACGAACUGAUGUUGUAAAUGUGGUUUCUGAUGUUAUUGCAAACGACAUGAUAAACGAUACAGAGAGAAGAAGCGAGGGAUCAGAACCUAACUUGUCGAAGGAUGAAGAAACUGAUGUUUUAAAUGUCGUUGCUGAUGCUAUUGCAAAUGAUAUGGUCAUUGACAAUGAGAAAGAUAGUAUCACAUUGAAAGAGACUGAAGUAUUGAAUGUAGUUUCAGAUCGUAUUUCUAAUGAAAUGAUUGAUGAAAUACCAGAAGAUGGUACCGUGCAACAUGAAGACAAUGUCGAAGAUAUCAAUGACCUCGUACAGCCAGUAGACACCAGAGAUGUUGAAUGUGUGUUAAGGUAUAGUGAAGACUUUGAAAGCAAGGGACCAGACGAGGAAAAUUAUGACAAUAAUGGCGUCAGUGUUGUGAAUGUUGUCGCAGAAUCUCUUGCUAGUGAAAUGGUUCAGGAAAUUCUUGACGAAACGGUGAUUAAGAGUGGAUGGUGCGAAGCUGCUGAUGACAACGAACUCUAUCAGACUAGUGACGAUGAAAAUGGAGAGGAAAAUCAAUUACUGUUCGAUCGUCGCGUUAGCGAUGUUCAAAUCCCACAGAUCAGAAUUGAAAGUGUUGACGACGACGAGCCCGUAGUGGAAGUGAAUAUUGGGGAAGAGUUUACGUCACCACAGUGGGGCGAUGAGAAUGAAUACACAAGUGCACUUCCAGUCGAAGACGACCAUAAUGUGCCUAAUGAUAGUGAUUUUGCCAAAGAAGACUAUGUACCGAGUGAUUACAUUCCAGACAGUGAUGAAAACCAAGAUCAAACAAUGGCAGAGACACAAAGCUCCGAAGAAAUGGAUGUAACUGUAAGUGUAGGGGAAGAUGGGGACCAUGAUUUCCAAAUGAGAUUAGAGAGUGAUACGAAAGACAAUACAGUUUCUGAUGUCCAAAUGGUUGUAACUGUGAAGGCUUCGAAUGGGGAUCCUUCUGAGGUCAGAGAUUUGUUGACGAAACUUACGGGAGAGAAUGUACAAUCAACGGACGUUAGUGAAGGAAGUGUUGUGGACAUUGAUCCGAAGCAUGGUGUGGUAGACAUAAUGAAUACCAUUGCCAGGGAUAGUAUUGAUGAUCACAGUGAAAAUCGUGAAGGUACCAUGGUUGAUGAAAACCGUCAAAGGGUUGAUGAGGAGCUUAUCCCAUCGGCAGCUGCAAGACCAGUGGAAUGUUCAAGCAUAGACCUCUUCUGUUCACAUCCACAGGAACCAAGGGAUGAAUUCAGACAAACAGGACACCAAGAUUCACCAGCAAUACUUAGUGGUGAUGAGUCAAAUUUGGAUUCUUUGGAGAGAGAUCCCGUUAUGGACGGAGAUAUUGCUCAGCCUCAUAUGAAUGGAGAUUCGGUAGUAGUAACCGCUCAAGUAUCGGUUCCGAAAACAAACAUUAACUCUCUUAUGUCUUCCAUUGUUGGUAAUGAUUAUACUGAGGAACGGGAGGAGAAUCCUGUUGAUCCUACAAUGGAAGAAUUUUCAUUAGCUGAUGUCAAAUCGGUACUCUUGCCCGACACAGAAGACUCUCAAAAACUAUAUUACGAUGGAGAACCCAUCUGCGAGGAGGGGGUAGUGGCUGCACCCGUUUCCAUGGAUGAGCAGAAAGAUUUGGACCCAUUCAGCAAGUUCUUUUGCACAAAAAUUGAAGAUGAUGAGGAGCUGAGCCCUACCUGUGACAUUAGAGACGAUAUUAAAAGCUUGGAUAAGGACGACAAAGUUGUUUUAUCCAGUCUUCCAGCUGAAGGUGGGUCAGACCUGGCCAAAGCGCGACAAACGGCCUGUGAGGAUGAUUUGGUUCCAACCGAUGUGAGAAAGACGAUCAACGGUCACGUAAACUUGAAAUCACUUUUGAGAUCACUCAGCAGCGAACUGUCGGUUAAUGUGGAUUUAGAUGAUUCUGACAUCAGUGAAGCAAGCCCUCCGCGGAAGAGAGUCAUCACUGACGAGAUGGUAAGGGAAGCCAUUCAAUAUCUUCUUCAAAAACCAUUCCUCUACUCCUACGGUAUGUACGACAGCAACGACAGUCUCUUUUACAAUGCCAUUCUUGAUGAUACCACAGGCAGUCGAUCUUUUGCAUUGAUCAGUAGUCUGGUCGGUAAAGAGCUGACACCGGAGAAAAAGUCAACACUCUUCGCCCUUAUCUCUUCCAAAGAAAACCUCAACGAUGAUGAUGAAGAGGAAAUUGAUGAACCGAUCUUUCCAGAUAUACAGGAUGAAGAAGAGAGUCAAAUCAAUUUCGAUGAACUCUUUGCUUCUCUAGACCGAAGACCAGACCAACAAGACGAUCGGGCUGUCAAUCCAGCAGAGCAGGAAGUGGAGGAAGGACUUAUUGCUGACGCCAGCGGUGGGAUGGAGGAGUCGGUGCCUGUGUCAUCCGGGAGAGGUUUCGAUGGCUAUCCUGAAGUCGAGGAUGCAAUUCCUGAGAGAUUGAUUCCAGAUUCUAUCAGUCCAUCUGAUGACGAUUCUUCUUCAGUUUCGAGUUCAGAUACAUCAGGGACAUACAUCCUCGAUAAUCAAAUGGGACUAGUCGAAGAGGACGAAGAUGAAGACCAGGAGAGGUCUGAUUUCAAGGAACCAUCUUACCCUAGUGAAAUGUCACGUUAUCCAACCAACCAAUCACGUGAACUACCAGGUUACAAUGGAUACUACCCCAGACAGACAGGUGUGGAAGAGGAGCCAGAGGAGGAGCAUGAGGAGGAGGAGGAAAAACCACAAGCUAGUCGGAUGUUCUUUAUCACGAGUGCGAUGUUGGCACAGAUGAACGAGGAACAGAAUAACGAAUCCUCGUCAGACAAUGAUUACGAAAGGCGGAGUAGGCAGUCGGAAUCACCGGAAACAAGUUCUAGCGAGGACUACUUACAGGAGAUACCUGCUGGGUACGGACCAAACAGUGGGAGGAACUGGCCUGAGAAUUCAGGUAAGAAACACCAAUACUUACCCGAGGAUGAUCCCACGAGGUCGUAUCCGAGUGAGGUCCCGACUGCAGAAUAUGAUUAUGACGAUGAAAUAAGGUUUAGACCAAUUUCAGGUGGAGAAUCGUCUUCAGAACCAACUCCACGUUAUCCAACAUCUCAUGUGCCUAAAGACAACCAGAAAAUCCAACACCCGUCGCAAAAUGGACACCAUGUAUUUAGCGACUAUGACUCUUCCUCUGAAUUAUUGGAAAUUGAAAAACAGAGGCAGAUUUUAUUUCCAUCGUCAUCACCGCAAAAUAAUAACCAUCCUUCACAAACGACUGAAGAUCUUCAGAAUGGUGAUGAAGACAUGGAUUAUUUGCCUCCUAGACUCGUACCCGCUGUUGAGCCUAUGGUAACAAAGAAUCUAAAUUACCAGGACAAGACAGCUCCUGCAUGCAUUGCAGAUCUAUUGGAAAAUGGCAAACAAGGUCCAGUGAACUUUAAACCUAUCACAGAAACAACUAUAACCAAAGAUAUGAACGUUCCUGAGCAGCUGCAACCUUUAUUGACCCGACCAGUCUUCAAUCAAGACUUACAGGAGAGUGGCCCGCAUGCAGAGUCACAUGAACCAUCGGAAAAUUAUGCUACGUGUGAUCCGGGUCAUUUAGAACCAAACGCGGUAUCGGAAGGUUAUGCGAAAACUAACGGACAUACCGAACCAUUUCGUCAAAGUGAGGACAGUAUGUUGUCGCAUUCUGACCACCGAGGAUACUCCGGGUCAUCAGAAGAUGGUGAAUUUGAUUACGAUGAUGAUACGUCGUUCGCCUCUGGAGAGCGUAUGUUCGCCUUGAUUGGCCUACCAAGUAAUUCUCCACCUGCUGCUCUCUCGGUGACUGCUUCCAUCGAAGUGUUUCGGGCUGAAGAGCACAUGGAAACGCAGAAGAGCCUUUACUCAUAUGAAAUUAGCAAAGGGGUUGCAGGACCAGACGGUAAGAUGGUCAAACUACAGGAACAGUCGUUUUCAUUCGAACGUCAUUCGGAAUAUGUUGUGCAGUCAACAAACAAUAGUUAUGACAUGGUAAUCUCUGAAAGCGUCUCUGACAGUGCCGGAGAACAGUUCUCUUAUCUUGUACAAGCUGACAAUCACCUUCAAGAACCCAAUGAACAGAUAUUUGAUGCUGAUCGUCGAUCCGAAAAUGAUGAAGAUUCAGCUGACAGUCCCGCUGAAGGAUUUAGCAUGAAUGAGACUGUCACAGCUGAUUUCGUAGGAGAUCAGUUCGCACAACCAGGAACAGGAACGGACUAUCCACAGGAGGAACUGAAGCUUGAUCUCCCGUUUGACUCAUCCGGGGAAGAACUAUCCGAGAGAGAAGGUCUGCAGCGUCAGGUAGAGUCCUUGAGUGAACUCUUGUCAGAAAGAACAUUGGAUAUGCAAAGGUUCAAAGACGACUAUCCCUUCCUAGAUAGAAUCAUGACCGAUCCUAACUCAAGUGUGCCUGGGUAUGAAGAAGGACAGCUCAUUGGUUUGUUAGAGACUUACAGACAACUGGAAGAGGAUGUGUUAGAGCUCAUGAAUAUUUAUAAAGAGACCAAAGCACAACUAGCAGAAUUAGAGCUAAUGGAAAGGAUGUAAGAUUUUGAUUCUGUCUCGCCUUUCAUAUUUUCUACCUAUCCUUCUUUUCCUAUCCUCCUCUGGAAUUGACUGCAUGUUGUUAACAGAAUUUGUAUCAAAUUAUUUUAUAAUAUCCGUUGUGUCUCGACUCUCUAAGUACCUUAAAAAGAAAAUUCAAUUUUCAGUCACCAAUAAUUUGCCAAUACACUCUUAUUCUUGUGAUCAAAUGUUAAAAAUGAUUAUCGCAUAACUCGUACAAACAUCAUUUAAAAAUGAUUUUGGGAGAAAAUGGGUUUAAAUGGUUACAAUACUACUGUUUCGAUUUCUCUUUAACGAAAUCCAUAUGAGUUUUGACAAUACUGAACUCUUGUAUGUCCUAAAAAUGACGGAUAUUUUAAUAUCUUUCCGCAUCUCCAAUGAGCGGUAAAUGACUUUUCUUGUUCUUUUUUACACUUGUUUAAAAACUUUUCAGUCAUUUGUUCUCUCCUUAAUGGUUACCUUUUACUCUCUCACUAAAACAAACUAAAAUGAAAACGACACAGAUGCUGACAGGAAGGACUAUUUAGUUAUAAUUCGCUGAAUGCAGGGAACAAACCUCAGUUGUAUUUUAAUCGAAAACGGCAGCAAUUAAUAUGUACAUUUAACACGCAAGUUCAUUUUAAGGGGAAGAUAAAAAUCUAACUUAUUAACAGUCUGCAAAGCAUGGUAUAAACGCAUAUUUCUCUUUUACCUCCGCAAAGUGAAGUUCUUUGCUUAUGUUCUUACUAAAAUGUGCCACCAAUUUACGAAUUAAUUUGCUUUACUUUGAUCUUGACUGUUGUUUCAGACGAUGUGUUGGAUUUGACUAUACAAAAGUGAUUUGGAAUCAACAUACGUUAUGUGCUUAUGGGUAGGUGUUUCAUAAACCUGUUCACAAGUUUCGAGCGCAUUGGGACUGGUGAGCCAUUCUUAGGCGCUAAAUCAACAUCAACAAAAACUUGGUGUAUAUCAUUGACCACUAGAAGUGAUAACCAGUCGUUCGUAAAGUCGCUCGUAAGUUACGAACAGCUUUAUGAAACACCUCCUGGAACAGUAUGCUAUUUGUAUAUGCAUUUUCAAUAAAUUAACAGUUAAUUUAAGGUUCGUUCAUUUGGAUCAUGUGUUGGUUUCAUAUAUAUCAUUAACGAUAAUAUAUACCUUUACUAAAUAGAAAUAAUCUAGCACCGAUCGACCGACUGUCGACAGUGACUAAAACUCCAUGAUCAUCUAGGAGCGAAUUAUCGAUGUUAUGUAAAAAUGUAUAUUAUCAACUAAAUCUAUAUUCACUUACCAAAUUUUUGAUAUGUUAGUCGUACUUUCCUCAGUUCUCUGCCUUAACUAUAUUAUUGUAGAUGCAGGGCCUAUGUCUUACUUAAAAAUAUGUUGAACGUAUAAUUGAUGGGGCAAUUCCAUUAGGUAAGUCCGACAUCCUGACAUGGUGAAAAUCCUUUGAAAUUAUUAUGAUCGGAGUUAUGUUAAGCAGUGCUCGUUUGGAGAACAAGGAGGCGUUUCACCGUUGAUUCAAAAGGUUGUCAGAUCUGACAGCUUUGAUUUUGAUUGGCUAGGAAACUGUUACAAAGGUAACUGCCAGAUUAAAUAGAUUUUGUCAGACGAAAACACAUCACAUGACGUUUUAUGAAACGCUCCUCUAUAAGAGCUGCAGUAGCUACCCUGUGUAAAAAAUAAAAAAGAGAUUACUAUAUUAUAUCAGAAUAGUUCGUGCGAUUGAGAAGCUGUGUCGGAAGCACAAUAUGGUUUAUGAUUUCAUGAAAGUGCUCUCAGGCUAAAUCGGUAUUUUAAUCAUGCUUAUAUGUUAUGAUAGUCCGUUGCCUUCAAUCUGAAUCUGAAUUUACCAAAGGACGACAGCCUUCAAAUACUAGUAUCUGUGUAGAGUGCAACAUUUUCUACAUGCUUGGACAGUGCCCUAAAUGUGUUUUGGAAUGAGCAUAGGAUGAUCGAAACACUAUUAACCUUGCGAUCAUUGUUUCAUCGGAAACGGUAAUUUUUAAAGUUUAAAUCUAUUCUCAUCUUGUCUUCCAUUUCUCAAAUAGGCCUUUGAUUUCAGAAAAAGGAAAAAUUCUUUCUGAAACCUAUUUUUGUGGUCUAUUUUUCUGAAAUACUGGAGCAAUCUCCGCAUGCAGCUAUUAACGCGCCGGCUUUUUUCAUUAAAUAGCAGAGAUUUUGAUGAGGUGUAUUUUUUGCGAUCAAAGUCGUACUUGAAUCAGUGAAGUGAAAAGCUUUUUGCAUUCUUCUCAUGUCUGAAAUAGCGAGAAACUUUCGUUUCUAGUUGUGAAAAAUCAUAUUCCAAUAAUGAAUAUGUUUCCAAUAUUAUUCCAGAAAUGUAUUAUCAAAUUCCAAAUAUUCGAUGGUUUCUAAGUAGAUUUCAUAAUUGUAUAAACUAAUUACAAUAACAUGAAGUUGUAUAUAUUUAUAUUGUUUAAAAAAUGAUAUCAACCUGGAAAUUUAUUACAAUUGUGACCCUGAGGUUAGCAAACAU
Molecule: messenger RNA, 11656 nt
Organism: Lytechinus variegatus (green sea urchin)
Lineage: Eukaryota; Metazoa; Echinodermata; Echinoidea; Temnopleuroida; Toxopneustidae
Exons: 3
Coding region: 3133-9162 (2009 amino acids)
Source: RefSeq, a predicted model, not a curated record